UGUUUUCGGUGCUGCAAAAAUGAUUUGAGUUGCUGACUGUGUGUGUACUUCCAAAUCGGAACCCCGGGGUUGCAAUACUCUGGAAAAUGAAGUUAAAUGCAGCCAAUAAAGGGAGAGACGUGUUGGAAAAAUAUACUGUAGAUGAGAAGACGGAGAGGCGAGUAUGCACUUGUUGGCAGGAUGGAUCCCUGUGCUGUCUAACUUGAAGAGCCUGCAAUCGAGCGGGUUACUUUCAGCGGCAGCAGAACGUCACGUUGCACGUGGUCGGCUCCCGCGGUAGGAGCUGUCCGUGGUGCUGACGGCAGCCGGGGAAUCGCGGCACUCGCUCACACAACUAUAAACCUCAAGGUUCGGGCCAGCUCCCCCCACCCCACUUGUGCUCCGGCAGGUCAGACACAGAGCGGCGAAUCCUCUCCCUGUCGCGGAGACCCCCUCUGAAUUGACUCGGAAAGUAGUUGGUUGGGAGAGAAGAGAGAGAGAUACCCUUUCCGAUGUGAGCUGGCAACCUCUGGAAUGAAUAAGAAGGGUUUCUCCCCGUAUCGGUUAAAAAUGAGCACGCUAUGUUUACUUCUAGCUUGUCUGAUGACAGUCUACGGUCAAGACCUGUCCAAAGAUCUGAAUACCGUAAGUGGAAAAGGAAAGAACAAUGGCAAGACAGAUAUUGUAUGGACAAUGGCUACAACUGCUGAUCCAGAAGAUGAAUUUCAUUUUGUUAGUACAACGCCGAAUAUCAACAUCAAUAACCAUCAUCCACUGCUUGAAGAAAUCAUUCACGAAACAUUACUGAAGAAAGAUUUCCUUGGUCAGGAACCAGUUUUUACCAAUAAGAUAGGAAUGAGAAUUGGCGCUACUUCUCCUGCUACUCAGUCGCAAAAACCUCAGGAUCCUUUGGUUCAUCAGAUAGUCACCAAUGACACUCCAUUUUUUUCUGACAUAACCACUACUACAAUGGCCUCAACCUCUCCGAUGACAACACUGGGCUCUGUUGCAUCUUUGGCCACAGAUGCUGCACCCUCGGCUGACAAUACCGGUGUAACACAAGGAGGGAAAACCCCUCCAAUGAUGCGAAUGGCUGCCACCACAGACUCUCUCACAACAUCUGCUGUGAGCUCAGCUACAUCGGAGAUUCCUGAAUCUGUGUUCCCAAAUAGUAAUACUGCGUUUGUUCAAACUGAGCCUAGCCGCGUCUCAACUGCAGCAGGAGUGCCUCAGAGCAAAUCUGGUGUGGUUCAACAUUUCAGCGACCAAGGAGUGGCAACUGCGAUGACAAGUAACCUUCCAGGGGACAUUGCCACAACGGUUGGAGCAGGCACACAUCAAAUGCGAGGACAGAAUGCUGAGCAACAUCGCAAUCCUACUGCAGACCCAACCAUCUCCUCAGUUGCUAGUGAGACUGAUGAGGAAACUACAACUACAACCAUCAUUACCACAACGAUAAUUACAACUGUGCAGACACCAGUUCCUUGCAGUUUAAAUUUCACAGACUUUGAGGGUUACAUUGAGUCUCCGGAAUACCCCAGUCACCUGUACUACAGCAACUUGGAUUGCACCUAUACUAUUACAGUCUACAGAGGAUAUGGAGUGGAACUUCAGGUCAAAAACAUCAGCCUGUCUGAAGGAGAGGUGCUAACAAUUGAAGGACUUGAUGGAGAUGAACCGACUGUUCUCGCCAACGAGUCGAUUUUAAUGAAGGGGCAGGUGAUUCGCAGCCCAAGCAAUCAAGUUGCUAUCCACUUCCAGAGCAUUCAACUUGGAAAUCCAGGCUCAUUCCAAUUCCAUUAUCAAGCUUAUUUGCUUAGCUGUGGAUUUCCACAGAAGCCUUCCUCUGGCGAUGUGUCUGUCACCAGCCUCCAUCCCGGUGGAGUGGCGCAUUUCUACUGCAACACAGGUUACCGUCUGCAAGGUUUCCCUUCCCUCACCUGCAUCAAUGGCAGCAAACCUCGCUGGAGUGAUAAUGAGCCGGAAUGCAUUGCUACCUGUGGGGGAUUAAUUCGAAAUGCAACUGUAGGCCGCAUCACGUCGCCCAACUUUCCGGGUAACUAUAGCAACAACCUGACCUGUUACUGGUUGAUUGAAGCUCCAGAAGGACAGAAGUUACAUUUGCACUUUGAGAAAGUUGCAUUGGCUGAAGACGAUGACAGGCUCAUAAUUCGAAAUGGGAACAGUAUUGACGCUCCUUCAGUUUAUGACUCCUAUGAAGUGGAGUAUCUGCCCAUUGAAGGCAUCGUCAGUGAUUCACAGCAUUUCUUCAUUGAAUUGACUACUGACAGUUCUGGUAUAUCUACUGGAGUAGCUUUAAGAUAUGAAGCCUUUGAACAGGGUCAUUGCUAUGAGCCAUUCAUUAAGUAUGGAAAUUUCACAACGGGUGAUGCAUCAUAUCAAGUGGGAACUGUGGCUGAGUUUUCAUGUGAUCCGGGGUACACCCUGGAACAAGGGUCCAUGAUUAUAGAAUGUGUGGACAUCCGGGACCCCCAGUGGAAUGAGACUGAGCCAGCCUGCAGAGCUGUCUGCAGUGGGGAGAUUACAGACUCUGCCGGAGUUGUGCUGUCUCCCAAUUGGCCUGAAGCAUAUGACAAGGGUCAGGACUGCAUUUGGGGAAUACACGUGGAGGAAGACAAACGAAUCAUGCUGGACCUCCAGGUGUUAAACAUGGGACAGAAUGACGUUCUUACCUUUUACGAUGGUGAUGAUCUAACAGCAAGAAUAUUGGGCCAGUACACAGGCACUCAUCAUCCGUUCAAACUGUACACAACCAUGGCUGAUGUCACCAUUCAGUUCCAAUCUGAUCCGGCAACCAAUGUGUUUGGAUAUCAGCAGGGAUUUGUCAUUCAUUUCUAUGAGGUUUUGAGAAACGAUACUUGCCCGGAAGUGCCAGAAAUUCCGAAUGGUUGGAAGACAACUUCCCACCCUGAACUAGUCCACGGAACUGUGGUGACGUACCAGUGCUAUCCAGGAUUUGAGCUGAUUGGGACAGAUAUCCUCAUGUGUCAGUGGGAUUUGUCAUGGAGUGGAGAUCCCCCAAUGUGUGAGAAGAUCAUAUUCUGCACCGAUCCCGGUAACGUCGAUCACAGCCGCAGGAUUAUCACUGAUCCCAAGUUUUCAAUUGGCUCCACAGUGCAGUACAUUUGUAACAAAGGCUACGCUCUGGCCGGGAGCAAUAUACUGACUUGUUACAACAGGCAGUCUGGGAAUCCUAAGUGGAGUGACAGGGUUCCUAAGUGUAUCCUGGAGGUGUUUGAGCCUUGUCACAACCCUGGGGUGCCUGACAAUGGUUACCAAACCACAAAGAAGAGGUUGUAUCAAGCAGGGGAAGCCUUGCGGUUUGCCUGUUAUGACGGUUAUGAGCUCAAAGGGGAAGCCAACAUCAAAUGCAUUCCAGGACACCCCUCAGAGUGGAGCAACCCACCACCAUUCUGCAAAGUUACUUAUGAUAAAUACUUCAAUGAACGUAGACUGGAAGUGGCCAAACCUGCAAACUCUCUGAGCCGGAUGCAAGGAAGUCAUAUUGCCAUUGCAGUGUUCAUCCCAGUGAUCAUUGUAGCCCUCCUCAUCGCUGCGAUCUAUUUCUACUUUACAAAGUUCCAGGGAAAGUCCACAUUAAGGCUGCCACUGGCUGGCCCUCAUCCCUACAACCACAUCACCGUGGAAUCAGCAUUCGACAAUCCCAUAUAUGAGACAGGAGUAAGUAAUGAGCCCCUCCAGCUGAGGGAUUUGGAUCCUGAAAAUGCGCCUGUCCUUACCUGAACAGCUUCCAUCACAUCACAGUUGUCCUCUUACAAGCUGCUUGCCAUAGGCAUGAAACCUGUUGAAGCCAUCCGUCAGUCAUCUCACAAAGUCCUUGCAUUAUAUAUUUAAAAACCAUUACCAUUCGUAUUUAUUUUCAAUAUAGCUUUUGUUCCAGAUUCAUUGUGAGCUUUUGGUGUGUCAGUUAUAUUUUGGUUUUUGUUUCUGUUAGAAAACUGCAAAACUUCUGAUAAAAUUUCGCAUGGUUAUGUUUCUAUUCUCGGUGAUCUAUGCUUUAGAAUCUAUUACAUUUUAUGUAAGCAUUACUUUGGUGCAGUCUCUCUGGGUAUCAGGAUACUGAGGGGAUUUCACUGUAUUACUGAAUGUGCAGUAAAGGAAGUCAGGUGAUUCAAAAUCAAAUCGCUGUCAAUGAAAAUCGACAGUGAACUAGAAAUCUGAUAUUUAUUGAGUGACCUUAGCAGCAUUCUGAGAUAGUUCUCCCUGUGAUUUCCAGCUUUCUUAAUCUCCUGUUAAUGUCGCUGCCUCACAGACACAGUUGAUGUUUCUGGCCAGCGAAGCUGUAUUAUGAGUAAAUAGUGAAUAGAAUGCAUUCAGAAUUACUGGAAUUUGUUUUGCCCUUUUCAAGAAGAAUGCAGAUGAAGUUUCCAACACGUUCAAAUUUCUGGAGCAUCAGCAAUUUACCUGAGAGUUGAUGAAUAGUUUACAGGUUCUUAAAAAUAACUUGCUCUUCAGACAGAGCUAACCUGACUAAAUUCAGUUUUACAGAAGACCUUAAUGAGGUCAAACACU
Molecule: messenger RNA, 4533 nt
Organism: Chiloscyllium plagiosum (whitespotted bambooshark)
Lineage: Eukaryota; Metazoa; Chordata; Chondrichthyes; Orectolobiformes; Hemiscylliidae
Gene: sez6b
Product: seizure related 6 homolog b
Biological process (GO): synapse maturation; regulation of dendrite development; regulation of protein kinase C signaling
Cellular component (GO): neuronal cell body; dendritic spine; endoplasmic reticulum
Source: RefSeq, a predicted model, not a curated record